AUGUUGCAGGCUAUCAAGCGGUUCCGCAUUCGCGAGCUUUCCGCCCUCCCAAAAAUUGACGCACUCACGGCGAACAGUUCUCUAAAAAUACGGAAUCCCUUCUUGCCGCACAAGAAUCCUGACACCGGACGGUGGGCACCACCGAAAUAUUCGCUGCGUCGACAAGCGGAACUCAUCAAGAAGGCCCGUGCGAGCAACACGCUGAACCUUCUCCCUCCUGGACUCAAGUUCGGAGUAGAUGAAGUAAUAGAGGCUAAGGAGGUGAAGGUGGCUAAGCCAGAGGUGUUGGCUCGCUCGGAAUUUUGGAAGUACGAGCUGGAAUGGGAAGGCAAGUUGAAGCAGAAGGAGGUACCUGGCCAGGAUGUUGGGAACAAGCUAUAUGCGGGUAAGAGGAGGAUGUUCAAGGGGCACAAGUGGGAAAGGACCCGCGAGCAGAGAGAGGAGAAGCGCAAGAUGCUCAUGAAGGGUAUGGCGAAGCGCAUAGAACGUUUUAAGACGACAUACCGCAGGAAGAGGCCGAGCCCUAUAAGUGUACCGCGCCACACAAAUUACACCAGACUACCGUUCUAA
This is a messenger RNA of Sparassis crispa, 570 nucleotides long. RefSeq lists its product as hypothetical. Gene Ontology annotation, molecular function: structural constituent of ribosome. Lineage: Eukaryota; Fungi; Basidiomycota; Agaricomycetes; Polyporales; Sparassidaceae. The transcript has 2 exons. Bases 1 to 570 code for a protein of 189 amino acids. Gene Ontology annotation, cellular component: mitochondrial large ribosomal subunit. The record is from RefSeq and is a predicted model, not a curated record.